Suricata suricatta (meerkat) is the source of this 10815-nucleotide messenger RNA. It is a transcript of the gene BRCA2, whose product is annotated as BRCA2 DNA repair associated. The record is from RefSeq and is a predicted model, not a curated record. Gene Ontology annotation, cellular component: nucleus. Lineage: Eukaryota; Metazoa; Chordata; Mammalia; Carnivora; Herpestidae. Gene Ontology annotation, biological process: regulation of DNA-templated transcription; double-strand break repair via homologous recombination.
CUUACCAAGCACUGGAGUAAUAUUGUAGAUAAAAAUGCCUCUUGGAUGCAAAGAGAGACCAACUUUUUUGGACAUUUUUAAGAUGCGGUGCAAUAAAGCAGAUUUAGGGCCAAUAAGCCUUAAUUGGUUUGAAGAACUUUCUUUAGAAGCUCCACCUUACAAUGAACCCACAGAAGAAUCUGGGUAUAAAAUCAAUUAUGAACCAAACCUCUUUAAAACACCACAGAGGAAACCUUAUCAUCAGUUGGCGUCAACUCCAGUAGUAUUCAAAGAGCAAGGUCUAAUUCUGCCAGUGUACCAGCAAUCUCCUUUAAAAGAAUUUGAUAAAUGCAGAGUAGACCCAGGAAAGGAUAUUACCAAUAGUAAACAUAAAAACUGUUGCCCAGUGAAGUCUAAAAUGGAUCAAACAAAUGAUGUUACCAGCCCACCUCUAAAUUCUUGUCUUAGUGAAAGUCCUGUUCUACGAAGUACACAUGUAACACCACAAAAAGAAAAGUCAGUGGUUUGUGGAAGCUUGUUUCAUACACCGAAGCUUAUGAAGGGUCAGACACCAAAACGUAUUUCUGAAAGUCUAGGAGCUGAGGUGGAUCCUGAUAUGUCUUGGUCAAGUUCUUUAGCCACACCACCAACCCUUAGUUCUACUGUACUUCUAGUCAGAGAGGAGGAAACAUCUGCAACUGUAUUUCCCAAUGACACUACUGCUAUCUUUAAAAACUAUUUUUCUAACUAUGAUGAAAGUCUGAAGAAAAAUGAUAGGUUUAUCCCUCCUGGGCCAGACAAUGAAAACAAAAGUCAAAGAGAAGCUAAAAGUCAAGGAUUGGAGGAAAUGUUAGGGAAUUCAUUGGAUAAAGUAAAUAGCUGCAAACACCAUUUUGUGAAGUCAACACCAAGUGUCUUAGAAGAUGAAGUACAUGAAAGAGUUGCAGAUGUUUCCGAAGAAGAUAGUUUUUCAUUAUGUGUUCCUAAAUAUAAAACAAGAAAUCUACAAAAAAUAAAAACCAGCAAGACUAGGAAAAAUAUUUUCAAUGAAACAACCAAUAAAUGUGAAGAAGCCAAAAAACAAAUGAAAGAAAAUAAACCUUCAUUUGUAUCUGAAAUGAAAGCAAAGGUCAGGGAUCCAUUAGAUUCAAAUGUAACAAAUGAGAAGCCCUUUGGGAAUGGAAGUAACAAAAUCUCCAAGGAAGUUGUACUGUCUUCAGCCUCUGAAUGGUCUCACCUAACCCUCUCAGGUCUAAAUGGAACCCAGAUGGAGAAAUCACCUCUACUGCAUAUUUCUUCUUGUGACCAAAAUAAUUCAGAAAAAGACCUUAUAAUCACAGAGAAAGAAUGUACCAAUAUUAUUACUUUCGAAGAUUCUUUGCCACAGAUUUCAGGUGUACCAAAGUGUACAGAGAAGAUAUUAAAUGAGGAAAUAGUGGUAAAUAAGUUAGAUGAAGGGCAAUGUCUUGAAUCUCAUGAAGAUUCCAUUCUUUCGGUAAAGCAAGUGACAUCUGAAACUUCUCUAAUAGCAUCUCCACUUCAGGGUAUCAGAAAGUCUAUAUUCAGGAUAAGAGAAUCACCUGAAGAGACGUUCAGUGAAGUGUUCUCAAAUAAUCUGACUGAUCCAAACUUUAAAGAAGAACUUGAAGCCUCUGAAAGUGGAUUAGAAAAACAUUCUAUUUGCUCACAGAAAGAGGAUUCUUUAGUUACAGGUUCAGUUGAUAAUGGAAGCCAGCCAGCCAGUGUGAAGCAUGCUUCUGUAGCUUUGAAGAGUUCAGGUUUAAUAUCCACUUUGAAAAAGAAAACAAGAAAGUUUAUUUAUGUUAUAAAUGAUGAAACAUCUUAUCAAGGACUAAAAACACAGAAAGACCAGGAAUCGGGACUGAUGAAUUCUUCGGCACAGUUUGAAGCAAAUGCUUUGGAAGGACCACUGACAUUUACAAAUGCUGAUUCAGGUUUAUCACAUUCUUCUAUCAAAAAAAGCUGUUUACAGAAUGAUUCCAAGGAACCAACUUUGUCUUUAAACAACUCUUUUGGGACAAUUCUGAGAAAAGUUUCCAAUAUUGGAAGCAGUAGUACUAAUAAUAAAAUAAUAUCUCAAGAUCUUGAUUACAAAGAAGCAAAAAUUAAAGGAAAACUGCAGUCAUUUAUAACUACAGAAAUGGAUUGUGUGUCAUCCUUGCAGGAAAAACACUGUGGGGAUGAUACAAAAAGCCAAAGAGUUUCAGAUAGAAAAGAAGAGAUUUUGCCUGCAGUAGGUCACCCUUCUGAGCCUCAUUCGGAAAUGGACAGUGGUAUUCACUUUCAGUCUCUGGAAAGCUUUUCAUGUGAUCCAGAUAAUACCGGCCAGUUAACUCUGAAUCCUCCAUCAAACCCAGUCAUGCUUGCUAGAGGAAGAGAACCAUAUAAAGUGUCAGAGACACUAAAAUGUAAGAAUCAUGCAGCUGGUUUUGAAUUAACCAAAACCAUGGAAAACAAUCAAGAAAUACAUGUUUUAAAUGAAAAUUCUAAAAAAGCUAAGCUGUUGUCAACUGAAAAAUAUGCAACAGAAGCAUCACCUAUGAAAGCACCGUUCAACCAAAAUGCCCAUCUCACAGUAAUCCAAAAAGACCAAAAAGAAACUACUUUAGUUUCAGAAAUAACUAUCAAUCCAAACUCUGAAGAACUUUUCCCAGAUGAUAAUGAUUUUGUCUUUCAAAUAACUAAUAAAAGGAGUAUUCCUGUUGUAGGAAGUAUUAAGGAACGUCAUGAUGCAGACCUGUGUUGUGUAAAAGAACCUGUUCUCGAGAACUCUACCGUGGUAGUGUAUACAGAUAGCAAUGACAAACAAGCAGCCAAAAUGUCGAUUAUGAAAGAUUUUGAUUCAUCAAAUAUGGAUGAUCUUACUGAAAAGAACAGAAAUAGCAUAAAGCAGCAACUCAGAAUGACUCUAGAUCAAGAUUCAAAAUCAGAUAUCACCUUGGAUUCAGAUAUGAAAUCAAAUGGAAAUAAUGAUUACAUGGCUAAUUCGGCAAGACUUUCAGAUCCAGUUUUAAAUCACAAUUUUGGAAAUGGCUUCAGAACAGCUUCUAAUAAAGAGAUAAAACUCUCUGAACACAAUAUUAAGAAAAGCAAAAUGCUCUUCAAAGAUAUUGAAGAACAUUAUCCUACUAACUUAGCUUUUAUUGAAAUUGUAAAUACUUCAUUAGAAAGUCAAGAGAAACGGACCAAACUUCAUGCACUUGAACCACAGUCAAUUAAUAUUUUAUCUGGGUGUGUGCAGAGGAACACAUAUGUUUCUGAUAGUGAAGGUGGUCACACAACUCCUCCAACUUUAUCUUUAAAACGAGAUUUUGAAUCAAAUCAUAAUUUAACACCUAGCCAAAAGGCAGAAAUUACAGAACUUUCUACCAUUUUGGAAGAAUCGGGAAGUCAGUUUGAAUUUACACAGUUUAGAAAACCAAGGUACAUGAUACAGAAAAAUCCAGGUGAAAUGCCCGAAAAACACCUGACUAUCUCGAAUACCAUUCCGGAGGAACUGAAAGAUGCUGAUCUACAUCUCACAAUUAAUGCCUCAUCUAUUGGUCAGGGAGAUUGUAGCAAGAAAUUUGAAGGUAUAGUUGGAGGUAGGCAGAAGUUUGCUUGCUUGUCAAAAACCAGCUGUAACAAAAAUGCUUCUGGCCAUUUAACAGGUAAAAAUAAAGCAGAGUUUAGAGGCUUUUAUUCUGCUCGUGGCACAAAACUGAAAGUUUGUAGUGAAGCACUGCAAAAAGCUGAGAAGCUCUUUAGUGACUUUGAGAAUAUUAGCGAGGAAACUUCUAUAGAAGUAGAUGGAAGAAGUUUCUCUUCAAGUAAAUGUAAUGAUUCGGUUUCAGUGUUUAAGAAAGAAAAUCAUAACAAAGAGAAAAAGUUAAAUGAGAAAAAUAAUAAAUGCCACCUAAUACUACAAAAUAAUAUUGAAAUGACUACUGGCAUUUUUGUUGCCAAAAAUACUGAAGCUUGUGAGAGAAACACAGAAAGUGAAGCUAACAAAUACACUGAUACCAGUGGAAAUACUUAUAACUUCGGAGAAUCUGAUGGCAGUGAUUCAAGUAAAACUGAUACAGUUUAUAUUCAUAAAGAAGAAACUGGCUUGCCAUGUAUUGAUCAGCACAACAUAGAUCUGAAAUUAUCCAGCCAGUUUAUAAAGGAGGACAACACUCAAAUUAAAGAAGGCUUGUCAGAUUUAACCUGUUUGGAAGUUGUGAAAGCUGAAGAAACAUUUCAAGUUAACACGUCCACCAAAGAACAUUUAGCUGCUAAUACAAUGAGGCAAAAUAGAAAAGAUUUUGACAUUUUUCAUGUGUCCUUUCAGACUGCAAGUGGGAAAAAUAUAGGAGUCUCUAGAGCAUCGUUAAAUAAAGUUACACAUUUCCUUGAUCAAAAAUAUACAGAAGAAGAAUUGAGUAACUUUUCAGAUUCCUUGAAUUCUGAAUUACUUUCUGGCAUAGAUAUCAACAAAAUAGACAUUUCACAUCAUGAGGAAAUGGAAAAUAUUGAAAGAAAAGACAAAAUAAUGAAAGAAAGUGACCUCAUUGGUACUGAAAAUAAAUCACUGACCCUCCAGCAAAGACCAGAAUAUGAAAUCAAAAAGAUCGAAGAACCUCCCAUUUUGGGUUUUCAUACAGCUAGUGGGAAAAAAAUAGAAAUUGCAAAGGAAUCUUUGGACAAAGUGAAAAAUCUUUUUGAUGAGAGAGAGCAAGAUAAAAGUGAGAUCACUAAUUUUAGCCAUCGAGGGGCAAAGAUGUCCAAAGGCAGAGAGGAGUGUAAAGGUGGGCUGGAAUUAGCAUGUAAGACCAUUGAAAUACCAACUGCUUCAAAGGAUGAAGAAAUGCAAAACUCUCUAGAGAAAAAACUUGUUUCUAAUGAGAUUGAGUUGGUACCCAGGCUCUUAAGUGAUAAUUUAUACAAACAAACUGAAAAUCUUAAAAUAUCAAAUCGUGCCUCUCUGAAAGUUAAAGUACAUGAAAAUACAGAAGAAGAAACAGCAAAAACGUCUACAACUUGUACAAAUCAAUCCACUUAUUCAGCCACUGAAAAUUCAACUUUUGCAUUUUAUACAGGACAUGGUAGAAAAAUCUCUGUGAGUCAGGCUUCCAUACUUGAAGUAAAAAAAUGGCUUAGAGAAGGAGAAUUGGAUGAUCAACCAGAAAAAAUGGUGUAUAAUAAAUCAGAAUAUCUUUCAGAAAAUAAAGUUGAUAAUUCUGGUAUUGAGCCAGUAGCAAGGAAUGUUAGAGAAAAUACCAGUGUUUCUGAAAUAAUGUCCACUGUAAGAGAAGCAGACAAAGACCCACAAAGUGUAAAUGAAGAUACUUGCAGUCAGAAACCUGUGACUAAUUUCUCAUGCAAAAAUGAAAAUACAGCCCUUAAAGUGACCGUUUCUGAUUCAAAUAAUUUUGAUUCAACUCAGAAAUUGAAUUCUGAUUCACAUAAUGCUGUGCCUGCAUACACUACAGCAAGUAGUGAAAGAGUCUUAGUUGCACACGAGACAAAAGUGACAGAGGGAUUUACAGAAAACUGCAGUAUGGCCAUUAAGCAAAACACCAAGAGUAAACUAGGCACUUACCCGGGGAAAGUUGUGGCAGAUUAUCAUAAGGCGCUGGAUGAUUCAGAGGAUAUUAUUUAUCCUAACUCUCUGGAUAGUGUAGAAUGUGGUUCGCCUUCACAUAAAGAUUUUGCUGAUACUCAAAGUGAACAAACUCUACAACUUAGCCAAAGUAUAUCUGGAUUCGAGAAAGGUUCUGAAAUACCACCUUGUCAGAUUAAUGUGAAAACUUCUGACACACGUAAACUUAGUACAAGGAAGCGUCCCCACUCUGUCUCUUGUACAAGUGCUUGUGGGAUUUUUAGCACAGCAAGUGGAAAAUCUGUACAGGUAGCAGAUGCUGCAUUACAAAAGGCAAGACAGGUGUUUUCUAAGGUAGAAGAUAAUGCCAAGAAGCUGUUUCCCAAAGUAUCGUCUAAACAUACUGAGGAACACUCAGACAAGUUCACAAAGGAAGAAAACACUGUGACACAUAUCCCCCAAAAUUUACCAUCAUCUGCUUUCUCUGGAUUCAGUACAGCAAGUGGGAAACAAGUUCUAGUUUCUGAAAGCGCCUUAUACAAAGUUAGGGGAAUGUUAGAAGAAUUUGAUAUGAUCAGAACUGAAUGUAGUCUUCAGUGUUCACCUACGUCUAGACAAGAUGUAUCAAAGAUGCCUCCUCCCUCUUGUAUUGAUAAGAGAACCCCAGAACACUCUGUAAACUCCAAAUUGGAAACAGCCUACAAUGAAGAAUUUAAAUUCUCAAGUAACUCUAACAUUGAACAUGGUUCUUUAGAAAAUCACUCUGUGAAAGCUUCUCCGUAUUCCUCCCAGUUUAAGCAAGACAAACGGCAGUUGAUACUAGGAAACAAAGCAUCGCUUGUUCAGAACAUUCAUCUUUUGGAAAAAGAACAAGCUUUACCUAAAAAUAUAAAAAUGGAAAUCGAGAAAACUGAAGAUUUUCCUCAUCUUCCUGUGAAAACAAAUAUAGAAAUUCAUUCUACUGACUCCAGGAAUCCAAAAAACUAUUUUGAAACAGAAACAGUAGAGAUUGCCAAAGCUUUUAUGGAAGAUGGUGAGCUGACAGAUGCCGAACUGCUAAGUCACACCAGACACUUUCUUUCUACAUGCCAACACACUGAGGAGACACUUCUGUUAAAUUCAAGAAAAGGGAAAAGAAGAGGAGAUGUCCUUGUGUCAAUUGGAGAACCCCCAAUCAAAAGAAAUUUGUUAAAUGAUUUUGACAGGAUAAUUAAAAAUGAAGAUAAAUCCUUAAAAGCUUUGAAAAGCACUCCAGAUGGCAUCAUAAAAGACAGAAGCUUGUUUAUGCAUCAUAUUUCUUUAGAGCCAGUUACCUGCGAACCCUUUAGCACAACUAAGAAACGGCAAGAAAUACAGAAUCCAAAUUUCACUGCACCUGGUCAAGAAUUUUUGUCUAAAUCUCAUUUUUCCGAACACCUGGCUUUAGAAAAAUCUUCAAGCAACGUAUCCGUUUCAGGACAGCCGUUUUGUACGUUUCCUGCCAUGAGAAAUGGAGAAAGGAGACAUUUGAUUACUCCAAGCAAACCAGUGAAAGUCUUUGUCCCACCUUUUAAAACUAAAUCAUGUUUUCACCAAGAUGAUCAGCACAUUAGCAAGAAUACUACUAAUGUGGAAGGAAACAAACAAAAACCAAAAAACAUAGAUGAACAUGGUUCUGGUGAUAGUAAAAAUAGUAUUAACAGUGAAAUUCAUCAGCUUAACAAAAAUAACUCCAGUCAAGCAGCAACUAUGAUAUUCACGAAGUGUGAAAAGGAACCUUUAGAUUUAACUGCAUGUCUUCAGAAUGCCAGAGAUAUACAGGAUAUGCGAAUUAAAGAGAAGCAAAGGCAGCAUAUUUUCCCACAGCCAGGUAGCCUGUAUCUUGCAAAAACCUCCACCGUGCCUAGAAUCUCUCUGAGAGCAGCCGUAGAAGGCCAAGUCCCUUCUGCAUGUUCACAUAAACAGUUAUAUAUGUAUGGCGUUUCCAAACAGUGCAUAAAAAUCAACAGCAAAAAUGCAGAGUCUUUUCAGUUUCACACUCAGGAUUAUUUUGGGAAGGAAAUCCAGUGGGCUGGAGAGGGAAUACAGUUGGCUGACGGUGGAUGGCUCAUACCCUCCGAUGAUGGAAAGGCUGGAAAAGAAGAAUUUUAUAGGGCUCUGUGUGACACCCCAGGUGUGGAUCCAAAUCUUAUUUCUAGAACUUGGGUCUAUAAUCACUAUAGAUGGAUUAUAUGGAAACUGGCAGCUAUGGAAUUUGCCUUUCCUAAGGAAUUUGCUAAUAGAUGCCUGAGCCCAGAAAGGGUGCUUCUUCAACUAAAAUACAGAUACGAUAUGGAAAUUGAUAGAAGCAAAAGAUCAGCUAUAAAAAAGAUCAUGGAAAGGGAUGACACUGCUGCAAAAACACUUGUUCUCUGUGUUUCUGAGAUAAUCUCAUCAAGCACAGACCUAUCUGAAACUUCCAGCAGUAAAACUAGUAGUGUGGGUACCAAAAAUGUGGGCAUCGUCAAGCUUACAGAUGGAUGGUAUGCCAUUAAGGCCCAGUUAGAUCCUCCCCUCUCAGCUCUCGUAAAGAAAGGUAGACUGACCGUGGGUCAUAAGAUCAUUAUUCAUGGAGCAGAACUAGUGGGCUCUCCCGAUGCCUGCACACCGCUUGAAGCCCCAGAAUCUCUUAUGUUAAAGAUUUCUGCGAACAGUACUCGGCCUGCUUGCUGGUAUGCCAAACUUGGAUUCUCUCCUGAUCCAAGACCUUUCCCUCUCCCCUUGGCAUCACUUUUUAGUGAUGGAGGAAACGUUGGCUGUGUUGAUGUGGUUAUUCAAAGAACGUACCCCAUACAGUGGAUGGAGAAGACUCCAUCUGGAUUAUGCAUAUUUCGCAGUGAAAGAGAGGAAGAAAGGGAGGCGACAAAAUAUGCAGAAGCCCAACAGAAGAAACUAGAAGUCUUAUUCAAUAAAAUUCAAGCAGAAUUUGAAAAGAAUGACGAAAAUGUAACAAAACGAUGUUCAGCAGGACGCGCACUAACAAGACAGCAGGUCUGUGCUUUGCGGGACGGUGCAGAGCUUUACGAAGCGGUGAGGAACGCACGGGACCCGACUUCCCUUGAGGGUUAUCUCAGUGAAGAGCAGAUAAGAGCCUUGAAGAAUCACAGACAGAUGUUGAAUGAUAAGAGGCAAGCACAGAUCCAGCUGGAAUUCAGGAAGGCCAUGGAGUCUGCUGGGCACGGAGAAAAAAUGUCACCAAGGGAUGUUUCCUCCGUGUGGAAGCUGCGCAUCAUCAGCUACGGGAGAAAAGAGAAAGAUUCGGUUACACUGAGUAUCUGGCGUCCAUCAUCAGAUUUACAUUCCUUAUUAACAGAGGGAAGAAGAUACAGAAUCUAUCAUCUUGCAGCAUCACAAUCUAAAAGUAAAUCUGAAAGAGCUAACAUACAGCUAACAGCAACAAAGAAAACUCAGUAUCAACAACUACCGGCUACACAUGACCUCCUGUGCCAGGUUUAUCAGCCGAGGGAGCCCCUUCCCUUCCACAAACUGUCGGAUCCAGACUUCCAGCCACCUGGUUCUGAGGUGGACUUAGUAGGAUUUGUAGUUUCCGUUGUGAAAAAAAUAGGUUUUGCUCCUUUGGUCUAUUUGUCAGAUGAAUGCCAUAAUUUAUUGGCAAUAAAGGUCUGGACCGAUCUUAAUGAAGAUGUUAUUAAACCUCAUACAUUAAUUGCUGCUAGCAACCUCCAGUGGCGACCGGAAUCUAAAUCAGGAAUUCCUACUUUAUUUGCUGGAGAUUUUUGUAGGUUUUCUGCCAAUCCAAAGGAGGGCCAUUUUCAAGAGACAUUCCACAAAAUGAAAAACACUCUUGAGAAUAUUGAUAUGUUUUGCAAUGAUGCAGAAAACAAACUUAUGCAUCUACUUAAUGCCAACAACCCCAAGCUGUGCACCCCAACUAAAGAGUAUGCUUCAGAGCCACAUGCAACUCCAACAGUCCUUGGCAUAGGGAAUAAAGUUUUGAUGUCUUCUCCCAGUAGUGAGACGAAUUACCAGACUCCUUUAUCACUUUCUAAGCUGAAAGCAAAGUCUGUUCCCACACCUGGAUCAGCUCAAAAGACUUCCAAGUCUUGUUAUAAAGGGGAGAAAGAGCUGGAUGACCCAAAAAACUGCAAGAAGAGAAAAGCCUUAGAUUUUUUGAGUAGACUGCCUUUACCUCCACCCGUUAGUCCCAUUUGUACAUUUGUUUCUCCAGCUGCACAGAAGGCAUUUCAGCCACCACGAAGUUGUGGCACCAUAUAUGAAACACCUAUGAAGAAAAAAGAGUUGAAUUCUCCUCAGAUGACUCCACUUAAAUUUAAUGACACUUCCCUUUUGGAAAGUGAUUCAAUAGCUGACGAAGAACUUGCAUUGAUAAACACUCAAGCCCUUUUGUCUGGUUCGGCAGGAGAAAAUCAACCUAUGUCUCUCAGUGACUCCCCUAGGACUGCUCCCAUGAGCUCAAAAGAUUAUGUCAGGCUGAAAACCUCUACUGCAUCUGGGACCAGAGACUGCGAGAACCCCCAGGCCAGCACCGAAGGAUGGGACACUGAUGUGCAGGACACCGGUACAGUAAAAAGGACAUCUAUGAGACUGCAAAGGCAACAAAAGCAAACAUGGCAAAAAUCAGCUACUGACUCAGCCUCUCCAGUUUGUAAAAAAUACAGUUUCAAACUACACAUCAGUGUUCGCAUAAUGAGAAAAGAAAUAGUUUUGGAUUUCCCCGACUGCGCGUCCGUCACAGGAAUGCUCUUCGCCUGCUUCUGUACUUUUAUUUGUUAUAGAUCUUAAAGUUGACUGUAUAUUUAUUAACUAAUCAAGAAAAAAAAUCUCCUUUAAAUCUUUAUGACUGGAUUUGGUCACUGGAUUAGAUCAAGUAUUAUUUUAGAAAGUUAAACAUACCUUUUUCUUUAAAUUGUGUCCUUACGUAAAUGAAACUAGGUUUCCAAGUACAGUUAUUUUGACUCCUGUAAUUUCUUUUAGUUUAGUUCCUAUUUUAGGUGGUUUUGUUCUGUUUUGUUUUUCAGAGAUAGCUCACUGUGACCCAGUUUUCCCUAACAAAUGUGUUGGUUCUCUUAUAGUUGUAUCCUGAUCAAACAUCAGGAAGUGUAAGGUACAACAGUGGUGUUUUCUAAGACCUAUCCUUCAACCCAAGUCAGCAUAACUACAGGAAAAAAGAAUUCUCAAUGUAAUUCCUUUUUAUGAUUCCAGUGUCACCUCUGAAACUAUUUUAAUUAAAAAUUCAAAUACUUUAAACCAGA